This is a messenger RNA of Hansenula anomala, 3237 nucleotides long. RefSeq names its product isoleucine--tRNA ligase ILS1 (gene ILS1). The record is from RefSeq and is a predicted model, not a curated record. Lineage: Eukaryota; Fungi; Ascomycota; Saccharomycetes; Phaffomycetales; Wickerhamomycetaceae. The transcript has a single exon. The coding region runs from base 1 to 3237 and encodes 1078 amino acids. Gene Ontology annotation, molecular function: isoleucine-tRNA ligase activity; aminoacyl-tRNA deacylase activity; ATP binding. Gene Ontology annotation, biological process: isoleucyl-tRNA aminoacylation.
AUGUCUGAAGAAGAAGUUAAAUCGGCUCCUUUUUCAUUUCCUAAGGAGGAAGAGAAAGUCUUAUCCCAUUGGGAAGACAUUGAUGCUUUCCAAACUUCUUUGAAAAUCACUGAAGGUAAACCAGAAUUCUCAUUCUUUGAUGGUCCUCCAUUUGCCACUGGUACUCCUCAUUAUGGUCAUAUUUUAGCUUCCACUAUUAAGGAUAUUGUUCCAAGAUAUGCUACUAUGAAUGGUUAUCAUGUUGAAAGAAGAUUUGGUUGGGAUACUCAUGGUGUUCCAGUUGAACAUGAAAUUGACAAGAAAUUAGGUAUCACUGGUAAACAAGAUGUUAUGGCCAUGGGUAUUGACAAAUAUAAUGCUGAAUGUAGAGCCAUUGUUAUGCGUUAUGCUGAUGAAUGGAGAAAAACCAUUGGUCGUUUAGGUCGUUGGAUUGAUUUUGAUAACGAUUAUAAAACUUUAUAUCCAGAAUUUAUGGAAUCUGUUUGGUGGGUUUUCAAACAAUUAUUUGAUCAAAAUCAAGUUUACAGAGGUGUUAGAGUUAUGCCUUAUUCUACUGGGUUAACCACUCCAUUAGCUAAUUUUGAAGCUCAACAAAAUUAUAAAGAUGUUAAUGAUCCAGCUGUUACAGUUGCAUUCCCAUUAUUAGAUGAUCCAAAAACUAUCUUGGUUGCAUGGACCACUACUCCAUGGACUUUACCAUCAAAUAUCGCAUUAUGUGUUCAUCCAGACUUAGAAUAUGUUAAAAUUUAUGAUGAAAAAGCUGAUAAAUAUUAUAUUUUAAUUGAAUCUUUAAUUAAAACAUUAUACAAGAAACCUCAAAAUGAAAAAUUCAAAGUUGUUGAUAGAUUCCCAGGUAAAAAAUUAGUUGGUUUGAAAUAUGAACCAUUAUUCAACUAUUUCUAUGACAAAUUCAAAGAAACCGGUUUCAAAGUUAUCCAAGCUUCAUAUGUUUCUGCUGAUAGUGGUACUGGUAUUGUUCAUCAAUCUCCAGCAUUUGGUGAAGAAGAUUUCAACGCCGCCACUGCUAACGGUGUUAUUAAUGAAACUUUAUUGCCUCCAAACCCAGUUGAUGAUAAAGGUUUAUUUACUAAAGAAGUUUCAGAUUGGGAAGGUGUUUAUGUUAAAGAUGCUGAUUCCAAGAUUAUCAAAUAUUUAACAGAAAAGGGUAAAAUCUUGUUGAAUUCUCAAAUCAGACAUAGUUACCCAUUCUGUUGGAGAUCAGAUACUCCUUUAUUAUACAGAACUGUUCCAGCUUGGUUUGUUCGUAUUAAAGAAGCUAUUCCAGACAUGUUGAACAAUGUUGAAAAGACAAGAUGGGUUCCAAGUACUAUCAAAGAAAAAAGAUUUUCAAACUGGAUUGCUAAUGCUCGUGACUGGAACGUUUCAAGAAAUCGUUAUUGGGGUACACCAAUCCCAUUAUGGGUUAGUGAUGAUUUUGAAGAAGUUGUUUGUGUUGGUUCUGUUGAAGAAUUGAAAAAAUUAUCAGGAAGAGAUGAUAUCACUGAUUUACAUCGUGAUAGUAUUGAUGAUAUUACUAUUCCAUCUCAAACUGGUAAAGGUGUUUUGAAAAGAGUUGAAGAAGUUUUCGAUUGUUGGUUUGAAUCAGGUUCUAUGCCUUAUGCUUCAGGUCAUUAUCCAUUUGAAAACAAGGAUAAAUUCAAAAACAGAUUCCCAGCUAACUUCAUCUCUGAAGGUUUGGAUCAAACUAGAGGUUGGUUCUAUACUUUAACCGUUUUAGGGACUCAUCUUUUUAACACUGCACCAUAUCAAAAUGUUAUCGUUAGUGGUAUUGUUUUAGCUGCUGAUGGUAAGAAAAUGUCUAAACGUUUAAAGAAUUAUCCAGAUCCAACUAUUGUUUUGAAUCAAUAUGGUGCUGAUGCCUUAAGAUUAUAUUUGAUCAAUUCACCAGUUUUACGUGCUGAAACUUUGAAAUUCAAAGAAGAAGGUGUUAAAGAAGUUGUUUCUAAAGUUUUAUUACCAUGGUGGAAUUCUGCUAAAUUCUUGGAAGGUUCAGUUGCUUUAUUGAAGAAGAAUGAAAACGUUGAUUUCAAAUAUGAUGCCAACUUGAAAUCUGAUAAUGUUAUGGAUAGAUGGGUUUUAGCUUCAUUACAAUCAUUAAUCAAAUUUAUUCAUGAAGAAAUGACUGAAUACAGAUUAUACACUGUUGUUCCAAGAUUAUUAAACUUUAUUGAUGAAUUAACCAACUGGUAUAUUAGAUUCAACCGUCGUCGUCUCAAAGGUGAAGUUUCAGUUGAUGACACCAAAAAAUCAUUAAAUACUUUAACUGAAGCUUUAUUUGGUUUAGUUCGUGCUAUGGGUCCAUUCACUCCAUUCUUGUCAGAAACUAUUUAUCAAAGAUUGAGAGAAUAUUUCGAUGAAGAAACUUUAGCUUCAUUUGCUUUGAAUGGUAAAGAUCAUAGAUCCAUUCAUUUCUUAUCAUAUCCAACUGUUCGUGAAGAAUUAUUUGAUGAACGUAUUGAAACUGCUGUUUCACGUAUGCAAAAAGUUAUUGAUUUAGGUCGUAACAUUCGUGAAAAGAAAUUGAUUUCAUUGAAAACUCCAUUAAAACAAUUGGUUAUCCUACAUAAUGAUGAACAAUACUUGAAAGAUGUUGAUGCUUUGAAAGGUUACAUCAUUGAAGAAUUGAAUGUUCGUGAUUUGGUUAUCACCUCAGAUGAAAAGAAAUAUGGUGUUGAAUAUAGAGCAGUUGCUGACUGGCCAGUCUUGGGUAAAAAAUUAAAGAAAGAUGUUAAAAAAGUUAAAGAUGCCUUACCAGCUUUAACUUCUGAUGAAGUUGAAUCAUAUGCUAAUACUGGUAAAAUCACUGUUGCUGGUAUUGAUUUAGUUGAAGGUGAUUUAUCAGUUUUGAGAGGUUUACCAGAAAGUCAAGCUAAUGAAAACCAAGAAGUUAGAAGUGAUCAAGAUGUUUUAAUCAUUUUAGAUAUCAAUAUCUACCCCGAAUUGAAAACUGAAGGUUUAGCUCGUGAAUUGGUUAAUCGUAUUCAAAGAUUACGUAAGAAAGGUGGUUUGAACGCUACAGAUGAUGUUCUUGUUCAAUAUAAAUUGAUCAAAGAUACCAUUGACUUUGAAAAUGUUGUUUCAACUCAUAAAGAUUUGUUAUCAAAGACCUUGAAAGGUGAAUUGGAACCAUUCCGUGAAUCAAGUAAAGAAGUUGUUGCUGAUGAAGAACAAGCCAUCAAUGACUGUAUCUUCAACUUGAGAAUCCUCAGAAUCUAA